Camelus dromedarius (Arabian camel) is the source of this 643-nucleotide messenger RNA. Its product is annotated as calcitonin receptor-stimulating peptide 2. Gene Ontology annotation, cellular component: extracellular region. The record is from RefSeq and is a predicted model, not a curated record. Gene Ontology annotation, biological process: regulation of cytosolic calcium ion concentration; adenylate cyclase-activating G protein-coupled receptor signaling pathway. The coding region runs from base 89 to 466 and encodes 125 amino acids. The transcript has 5 exons. Lineage: Eukaryota; Metazoa; Chordata; Mammalia; Artiodactyla; Camelidae. Gene Ontology annotation, molecular function: calcitonin receptor binding; hormone activity.
CCACAGUGCCAUCGCCUGACGCCAAAGCUACUGCCGCGGCUCCCUCUUCUGCUCCCAGCCACCUGGUUCCUGCUGCCAGAGAGGCAUCAUGGGGUUCUGGAAGUUAUCCCCCUUCCUGGUCCUCAGCAUCCUGGUCUUGUACCAGGCGGGCAUGUUCCAAGCAGCACCACUCAGGUCAGACUUGGAGAGUGACUUUGAUCCUGCUACACUCACCGAGGAGGAAAUGUGCCUCCUACUGGCUGCCAUGGUGAAGGAUUACGUACAGAUGAAGGUCAGUGAGCUGGACCAGGAGACAGAGGACUUCAGCAUCACUGCCCAGAAGAGAUCCUGCGACACUGCCACCUGUGUGACCCACAAGAUAGCAGGCUGGCUGAGCAGAUCUGGGAGCGUGGUUAAGAGAAACUUUGUGCCUAACAAUGUGGGCUCCGAAGCCUUUGGCCAGGAUAGCAGGGAACUUCAGUUCUGAGCAGUGAAAUGACUCCAGGAAGAAGGUCACCAUGAACCUGAACUCUUAAUCUGCAGUGAAAGCUACUUACAAAAAAUAAUAGCAUGGAAGACACACAUACAUGCAUGCCUCUUGAUAUUGAAAACAUUCUUUUCCUUGAAAUAAACUGAACCUAAAUGCAGAAUAAAAUUGUUGCAG